GAGCCGUCAAAGUGGCACUGACAUGGUGAUUAGUAGGCAAUUCGGCGGCGUUACGGAGCUUUGGAGUCCGUUUAUCUGGAUGCAGAUUUGCCUCCUUGCUUAGUUUAAUGAUUUAACUUCUUUUUUUUACCACGUAAACUGUACAAAGUUCGGAAAUAUUGCCUAGAAAAUGUCAACAAGAACUAACACAAUCGAAAGGAACGGCAAUGUGGGGCAGAGUUCGACAAACUCAAUCUGGAAGCGAGCGAUUACCCCAAAAGCGGAAUGGCCAGACAAGGAUGAAUUUCUCGACGUUGUUUAUUGGGCCCGACAAGUACUAGGAAUAUUUUUGGGUAUAAUAUGGGGAGUAGUGCCGUUGAAAGGGUUCAUUGGGUUAUUGUUAUUUGCUGGCAUUAGCUGCGGAAUAGUUUACAUAUAUUCGUUAAGUUUUCAAUCAAUCGAUGAAGAAGCCUACGGCGGGGCAUGGGAACUGAUGAAGGAAGGCUUUAUGACGUCGUUCGCCGGAUUCUUGGUUACUUGGAUAAUAUUUUACUCAGGACUGCAUUUUGACAGCUCAUUGCAUUUGAAGUAGAAUCUAAAUCUCUAGGAAGCUGUUACUAGCAUUUAACGCACUCAGCGAUGAAAUGCAUGUUUUCUUUCGAUAUGCUACAAACCUUUCUAAUAUACAUGUGCCAGAAAAAAGUACUUUGGUGUAAA
Molecule: messenger RNA, 696 nt
Organism: Hermetia illucens (black soldier fly)
Lineage: Eukaryota; Metazoa; Arthropoda; Insecta; Diptera; Stratiomyidae
Product: respirasome Complex Assembly Factor 1
Exons: 3
Coding region: 170-571 (133 amino acids)
Biological process (GO): mitochondrial respirasome assembly
Source: RefSeq, a predicted model, not a curated record